This is a messenger RNA of Hirsutella rhossiliensis, 1293 nucleotides long. RefSeq names its product DNA polymerase subunit cdc27 domain-containing protein. Lineage: Eukaryota; Fungi; Ascomycota; Sordariomycetes; Hypocreales; Ophiocordycipitaceae. Gene Ontology annotation, biological process: nucleotide-excision repair, DNA gap filling; DNA strand elongation involved in DNA replication; DNA replication. The transcript has 5 exons. Bases 1 to 1293 code for a protein of 430 amino acids. The record is from RefSeq and is a predicted model, not a curated record. Gene Ontology annotation, molecular function: DNA-directed DNA polymerase activity. Gene Ontology annotation, cellular component: nucleus; delta DNA polymerase complex.
AUGGAUGAGCACAAGAAAUUCCUAGCAGACCGCCUGCUGAGUGAAGAGCGGCCGAUCACUUACCGCCUGCUGAGCAGAGCUCUCGACGUCCACGUCAACACUGCCAAACGCAUGCUCUACGACUUCCACCAGUACCAAAACUCGUUGCGCGCAGAGUCAAUACAUGCCACGUACCUUCUCUACGGCAUUAAAUCAGCCAGAAGUGGGCAUGAAAACGGCGACGUUGGGAUGAGUAGCUCGAUGCCAGAGCCCGAGCCCCGCUCCGAGUCGGUAUCGACCCAGACUCUCACCCUCGUCCGCGAGGAGAACUUGGAAGCCCUUCUACGCGAAUAUCAAGAGGUCACUUCCAUCCACAUAUACAGCUUGGCUCCACGGGCCCAAACCGAUGUCGCAUUGCUUGCGGAUGUCGCGAACUCGAUAUCUGAGACCUACAAACAAGACGGGUCUCCCCUGGCUACCAGCAAGUACGGCGUUAUUCCCAAUCCUUCAGUACGCCGGCGCGAUCCCGCAGGCCGCCUCGCCCCCCCUACUGUCAGCGCAUCCAAGCCUGUCAAGCAAGAAAAGGCCCCGGAAAAGCCAGCACCGGCCGCAAAAGCGAAGCACGAACCGGCCGAAAAGUCAUCGGCGAAUGCUACACCUUCGUCCAGCUCAGGCAAAGGCGCCGCCCCCUCGACGAAGCGAGGUAGUGCCGGAGGUAUUAUGCAGUCUUUCGCAAAGGCAGCCUCCAAACCUCCUUCCAAGCCCAAACAGGCGACCAAGGAGGAAGCCAGCGCCGCGGCUUUAUCGGACGAUGGCGAGGCCGACGACUCCGACAUGCCAUCGUCUAAGAAGGCAUCUACGGCUCCAGGUGCCACGAGGGAAAGCAGAAAGGAGCGUGAAGAAAACCUGAGACGCAUGAUGGACGACGACGAUGGCGAAGAUGUUGACGACAAGGACGACGAACCAGAUGAUGAGGAGAUGGAUGAUGCCCCUGAGCCCGAAGCCGAGCCCGAGCAGAUGGAGCCUGAGACGAAGCCCAAAGAGGAGCCUGCAGAGGUCAUUUCGAGCAGUGGAAAUGGCCGGCGGAGAGGUAAGCGUCGCAUUAUGAAAAAGAAGCGUAUUCUGGACGACCAGGGGUACAUGGUCACUAUCCAAGAGCCUGGCUGGGAAUCUUUCUCAGAAGACGAUACCCCUCAGCCACCAGCCAAGAAGGCAACCCCCACCUCGACUCCGUCGUCCUCCGGGGCCAAGACGAAGAAGCCUGGUGGGAAGAAGGACCAAGGGAACAUCAUGUCGUUCUUCUCGAAGAAAUGA